Molecule: messenger RNA, 2870 nt
Organism: Drosophila subobscura
Lineage: Eukaryota; Metazoa; Arthropoda; Insecta; Diptera; Drosophilidae
Exons: 6
Coding region: 395-2617 (740 amino acids)
Cellular component (GO): membrane
Source: RefSeq, a predicted model, not a curated record
GUUUUUCGACCGGCGACGUGUUUGGACGUGUUCGUGUGCACGAGCGCGAAACUUAAAUCGUAAUUCGGAGUCGGAGUUCGUGGUCGAGUCGUAGUCUUCGCAAGCACCCACGCCGAAGCAGCGUCUCUUCUUGGCUUCUUGGUGCCGCCAAAAAAAAAAACAUAAAUAAAAUUAAGAAAAUAAAAAAGCAAAGAAACGUUUUUAUUUGAAGCAGCCGCGCUACGCGCGCUUUUCGAACCCAACGCAGUCAGUCGUCUAACAUGAGCAGCGUACAGCCAGCGAACGAAUAGAGAGAGAGAGAAGCGGAAACGAAAACGAAAACCCACCGAAAAGGUGGCUUAAUUAAAGAGAUUAAACCUAGAUAGUUUGUAGCAGCAACUCGAGAAUCGAGGAAAUGGGUUUCAUAGCCGAUCGCAAGCCGCGUGUCAACAAGACGUUGAUUUCGCUCAAGUUUGUCGUCUUCUUUGUGAUCAGCGGUCUGACGGCGUUGCAUGUGCUGCAUGCCACCAAGCCGCUGCUGCUCGGCCUGAACUUCUCCGAGUAUCGCACCAUCAGCAUCAUUGCACCUUUUGUGUCCAUUUUGGGUCCAUUGAUUGCCGGUCCCUGGGCUGAUCGUUUGGCUGCACGGAAUCCCAAUACCUUUGGCCGCACUCUGCGUGUGCUGACGGCCGUCUUUCUGCUGAUUGCAGCGCUGAUCUACUCCUUCCUGUUUGCCAUACCCGAGGUCAGCCGCUCGGAUGCCCACCAGCCGCAGGUCAGCUUCGGCUGCGACUCCAGCGGCGCCUUUCUGUUCCAGGAGCGGUGCGGCGCCAAUGCCAGCUGCAGCCAGUGGGACCAGAAGGAGGGCAGCAUCAAUCUGACACGCUGCACCUACAGCUGCCAGAAUCCCAAGCACUACGAGAACAUGUAUCAGGUGUGGCUGGCGGAGGUGCCCACCCUGGCCCCAUCCACGGAGCAGAGUUCAGAGUUCGAGUACGACGAUGAUGCGACCAGUGCCGUCACAGAGAGUCUGCGCUCCAAACGGGAAGUGGUGGACUCUGUGGAUCCCGAUCCCGCGGACAGUGCGGGCAUUGAGUUGGUCAGCGCCGAGGCGGCACGUCGUUCCAUUCGACAGACAAAGACGCCACCCAAGAAGGUCUACGUGCAGCCGCCACAUUUGUGCAUCACGCAGCGCAACUCUCUCGGACAGGAUGUGGUCAAUCGCUGUCAUGCGUACACCGAGGAUACGACGAGUGUUGUCAUGCAGGCUGUCAUGGGUUCGGCAAUCAGUCAGGAGGAGAAGAACGAAGACUACGAGGGCUGGUGUCAGUAUCCAUUGGAGGGCUUCCAGUGCCACAUACCCGAGGAGCAGGUCAACUACAUGAAGGACUUGAAGAACGGCACCAACUGCAAGCCCAUGGUCGAGUGUCUGGUGGUGAAUCCCUACCACGAUGACAGCGUACUCUCCAACAGUGAAUGCGUGAAUACCACUGGCAGUGUUCAGGAUACGCUGGUGGGCUACACCAUCAUUCGCCUGCUGGGUGACAUCUUCCCCAUGGCUGCACUCACUCUGCUCAACACUGCCAUUGUGAUUGCGGUGCGUGAGACGUCCGAGGGACGUGGCGAGGUGUGCCGGCAGUAUGUCUGGGGUGCCAUUGGCUAUGUGCUGCUCUUCUCGCCGCUGGAUUUGUUCUUCUUCCAGCAGGAGCCCAAUCAGGAUGCCGCUCUGGUGGCUUUGAUCAUAUUCAUUGUGUGCUUUGUGCUGGGUGCCAUUGUGCUGCUGUGUGCCUCGCAAAUGCCGCUCAGCCCGCCCGAGUGGUGGUGGCAUACGAAGACCGGCAUGCUGGUGGUGCCAAUGUCUGCCAUUCGUCGCUAUAGUCCCGAGAUUGUGGUGCUCACCCUGGUGUCCAUUCUGUUUGGCACUUUCUGGAGCAGCAUCCACAGUUUCCUGCGCUGGACCUUCUCCGAUGUGGAUGCUGUGUGCUAUGCCGGCCUGAUCCUCGUCCUGGUGCUCUUCUUCAACGUGGACAAGUUCAUCGAGUACUGCGGACACUCGAACAUAUUCAUUGCUGGACUGGCCAUCUAUGUGAUUCGUUUUACGGCUCUCAGCGAUGCCCAGACCCAGUGGUUGACCAUUGUCAUGGAGGCCAUAGAACCGGCUGUCAUUGGCCUGAUUUGGAUCACGAUUAUUCUGUAUAUGCGUCAUGCCAUGCCCAGAAAACUGACGGCCACUGGACAGGCCAUCGCCGUGCUGGCAUUCUUCGGAUUGGGCAAAGGUUUUGGUGCUCUGAUCGGCCUGGCGCGCGAUGAGAAGAAUCCCAAGCUGGAGGCCUGGCAGUGCACCUACCAAUGGCUGGCCAUUGUCGCCUGCAUCGUGGCGCUGAUUUACUUUGUGAUCUACAACCUGAUACUUGCGCCGCGCUGCACCGCCAAGCCGCAGCACUCCGAGGAGCUUAUCUCAGGAUCGGCCUCACAGAAUCUAGGCGCCACCUCACCCGGCAAUGGUGCCAGCAAUGGCAAUGGAGCGGGCAAUGGUGCUGGUGCUGGUGCCGCACUCAAUGGCAAUGGAAAUGGCAGCUAUUCACCACUGCGGGUCUACCACAACGAGAGGGGGAAGAAGGGACAAUUUAGGUACUAAGAGGGAGAUGAAAUAGCUGGAUGGGGUUGCCCAUCCAACUCGAAUCUCGCUGCGAAUUCGAAUGAUAUUCUUAGUUUAUAAAUGUGUACACCACGCCUACUCGUCCUCCUACACGCCCGCCCCAAACCCAGGCCCGCUUGAGGGCAACACUGCUAAUAGUUUGUAAUGCAUAUUUUUGCUAAGUGUAUACACCGUGAGAAAUGAAGAACAAUACAGAAAAUACAUAAACGAAAAACCACACACAAAAAAAUAA